UGUCGCGCAGGCGCCCUUCCGCCCUUGGCGGCUGCAGGCCACCUGUAUAAGAGGAGUGCGCUGGGGUUUGAAAACAAGUAUGGAAGUGUCCGAGGUCUCCGGAGGUUGCGGGCGCUCGGUGGGGAAGCGGCUCAUCGGUGCCCCGGGCUGCUAAGCUCCCACUGCCUGCCUUCCCGCAGCGCGGCCGCAGGGCCAUGCUGGCUUCGCGCGUGGCGCGGGGCCCGUGGGGUGCCCUGCGCUGGGCCACAUGGGCGUGCGGGGCGCGACCGGGCAAGGGGCGCGCCCUCGGGGCCCUGCUGCCGCCCGCACCCAUCUGCCUGGGCUGCCUGGCGGAGCGCUGUUGGCUGCGCCCGGCCGCGCUCGGCCUGGGGCUGCCUGGGGCCGGCCCGCGGGGCCACUGCUCAGGCGCGAGGAAGGCGACCCCGGAGCCCCCAGCCGGAGAGGGCGCCGCCGCGGAGGCCCCGGGCGGCCCGUGGAGCCCAGCGAAUGCCACCAGCAUGUAUGAAAACCCAUGGACAAUACCAAAUAUGUUGUCAAUGACGAGAAUUGGCUUGGCUCCAGUUUUGGGCUAUUUGAUCAUUGAAGAAGAUUUUAAUGUGGCACUAGGAGUUUUUGCUUUAGCUGGGCUAACUGAUUUGUUGGAUGGAUUUAUUGCUCGAAACUGGGCCAGUCAAAAAUCAGCUUUGGGAAGUGCUCUUGAUCCACUUGCUGAUAAAAUACUUAUCAGUAUCUUAUAUGUUAGCUUGACCUAUGCAGAUCUUAUUCCAGUUCCACUUACUUAUAUGAUAAUUUCAAGAGAUAUAAUGUUGAUUGUUGCUGUUUUUUAUGUCAGAUAUCGAACUCUUCCAGAACCGCGAACACUUUCUAAGUAUUUCAAUCCUUGCUAUGCUACUGCUAGGUUAAAACCAACCUUCAUCAGCAAGGUAAACACAGCAGUCCAGUUAAUCUUGGUAGCAGCUUCUUUGGGAGCUCCGGUUUUCAAUUAUGCUCACGGCUUUUAUCUUCCGAUACUCUGCCUAUUGGCCCCAAACUGCCCUCCCUGCCACCCUGAUCGCUCACAACUGCCCUCCCCUGCCGGCCAUCUUGUGACAAUGGGAGGGUGGCGAUCUUGUGGCAGCCAUCUUGUGAUGAUGUCACGCAAGGGCGUGACGCCACCUAGGCUUUUAUUAUAUAGGAUAUGUGUUUUACAGCUUUCACCACAGUUGCAUCAGCGUACAGUUAUUAUCGUUACGGUCGGAAGACUGUCCAGGUGAUCAAUGGCAGAUGAAGGUCAUCCGCCAUCAUUAGCAAGGAAGCAAUACACAUCACUGGCAGCAGGGCCAGUGGGAACGUACAGGAGUCUCCCUGCUCUGAAAAAGGACUUGUCAGAUCAAACCACGUCAUCAGUAUUGAAUUUGCAUUGAAAAUAAGCUUGAUCAUGGGCAUAUGCAGAAUUUCCAAUGUAUUUUUAAAUACAAAUAAAACUAUCAUUUAGAAUUUUUUACCUUAGGUUUCUUGAUUAACUUAUAAGGAGUCAAUUCCAAUUAUUGUCAUUUUUUAAUAUUUUUUUUAAAAAAGUAGUGUCCAGAGCAUGGAAACUGGAGAAUUGCCACUUCUCUUUAAUAGAACUUAGAUUGCUCACAAUGCAUUGGGGAAUUUCCUAGGUUUAAAUAUAUGUAGCCUACACAAGGCUAUACAACUUUAAGUUUAAUUUGAUCAGUAUAUUAACAGUUAAUGUGGUUAAUAGUUGAUCAUUUAGGCUAAUGACAAUAAAGGUACCUUAGUUGUAGAUGAAGUAAACUUGUAAAGAGAUUAUAAAGAUCAAAAUAGAAGGUAUUGAAGUUCAUGUUCAGUAGUCUUCCAACCUCUCAGGUGCCUAAUAGUUUAUCAGGAUAACAAGUAACAGAUGUAGUUGGAAUAAUAAAACAUAUCCAUGAGCCUACACCCUCCAAGAGGCAGUGAAUUAUAGCAUGCCUUCCCACUGUAUUUCUAACAUGGCAGUGUUUGUAUGAUAUUGAAAUCUGUACUCAUAUGUAUAUAAUAUAAAACUGUAUUUUUUAAAGUUUGGGAAAUAUUCUUUUGUUAAGAUGUUAAAAGAAUAAAAAAGCUGGAAAACAGUA
Myotis daubentonii (Daubenton's bat) is the source of this 2099-nucleotide messenger RNA. RefSeq names its product cardiolipin synthase 1 (gene CRLS1). The transcript has 8 exons. Bases 195 to 1253 code for a protein of 352 amino acids. Gene Ontology annotation, molecular function: cardiolipin synthase (CMP-forming) activity. The record is from RefSeq and is a predicted model, not a curated record. NCBI's taxonomy places the organism in Eukaryota, Metazoa, Chordata, Mammalia, Chiroptera, Vespertilionidae. Gene Ontology annotation, biological process: cardiolipin biosynthetic process. Gene Ontology annotation, cellular component: membrane; mitochondrion.